UUUUGUUGUCAUUUCAGAAGUUGCUAGUAUGGAAUACACCUUCUGUUUUUCAUCCAAUACAUAUAAAUGUUGUAUAUUCUGAUAUAGAAGUGUUAGAAGUAUGUAGCUGCGUUAAAGCACACGUGUAUUUAUUAAGCAUAGUUAUUUUGUUGAUUUCUACAGGCCGAAACAAUGGCAAGCAACCAGACUCAAAUACCGCUGUUGGAGACAACACAACCCGUCACGGUAACCAAUGUAUCUAGUGAAAUACGUUGUCCAGCAUAUAGUGAUGAAAACAUUAACUGGGAGUCGGUACUACCUGGAAAAUAUGGCAAGCCAUGCCCGGAUAAAAUCUUCAGCAAUUUUCCAGAAUCAGUCAAAGCGUAUCGAAUUUGCUUGGACACGGGAGAAUGGUGGGGAUCAGGUAACGACAGUUCUGAGAGUUCCAUCAAUGGAAUAACCGACUACACUGCUUGUAUUAAUUAUUUUGAGGAAAGAAUGAGACAAAUGCUGAAGCACUACCAUAUUGUGAACACUCUUCAGAAAGUUGGUUGGUCACUCUCGUUGACUGCACUAAUUCUAGGAAUUAUCAUAUUUGUUUAUUUCAAGAAACUGCGUGUGCCAAGGAACUAUAUACAUAUCAAUCUGUUUAUAUCGUUUGUACUACUUCACGUAAGCGUUCUAAUUACGGAAGAAAUCAUGUUCACGACGGAGACAAAGGUAUUACAGCCUGUGCAUUGUAGAGUUGUGUCAACUAUAAGCCACUUUGCCAUCCUUGCUAACUACCACUGGCUCCUUAUGGAGGGUGUUUACCUCUAUUCGUUACUUUCCGUCGCAGUUUUAUCUGAAAGAUCAAGGCUUGAACUGUAUAUUGGAAUUGGAUGGGGAGGUCCACUUGUUGUCAUCAUAGCAUGGGUACUUGCACAUCGAAAGAAAUUAUGAACCCGUGCCGGUAGGUGCUGGAUGAGCAUAACUGAAUUUAAAACCUAUUGGAUACUUGAUGUGCCGAUAAUGUUUACAAUUGUGCUAAACACGAUACUAUUCCUUCUGAUUCUUUGUGUAAUACGUGACAAGCUAAAAACAUCCACAACGUCUGAAACAAAGAAGGUUAUAAAACUUGCAAGAUCAACAAUGGUACUGAUUCCACUGUUUGGACUUUACCACGUUAUAUUCUUGGUGAUCCGUGAAGAUAUGGGCAACAAUCUGGAAAUGGUCAAGAUUUAUUUUGAAUUACUGACAGGAUCCGUACAGGGUUUACUGGUUGCUGUACUCUAUUGUUUUAUGAACGGUGAGGUGAGACAAGAAAUCGGUCGAAAAUGGCGCCUUCAUAAAUUGAAUCGCGCACUCUCCACUCAUAGAAGCUUAAGGGAUGUAAAUUCACGAGUUUCUUAUUCAAAUCAUGGAGGAACAAGAAACGAAUCAGUAAGUGAACCUGUGCGAAAUCAUUCCAAUAACAAUGCGUUAUCUCUACGCACCAAACUCUUGAAUUUUCGGAUAAGCGCCCUCACGUUAUCUCGCAAUUCACCCGGAGAAGCAUCAUUUGAAAUUAAAGGUAAAAUGCGUUGGAAUGAUGAUACUAAUGUAGAUGAUAUGAACGAGAAUGAAACAAGAAUCGUUAGCUUAGCAGACGACUAUGGACACAACAGUGACGAUGGCGAAGUAAUGACAGCAUUAUGUGAACAAACAAAUGCUAAGACGACACAGAACAUCGACAUCGAAGCUGACGAAACAUUUCAACUGCAUACUGAUUACGCUAAUGGAGAAACUAUCGUGUAAAAAAAAA
This is a messenger RNA of Anneissia japonica, 1762 nucleotides long. RefSeq names its product secretin receptor-like. Gene Ontology annotation, cellular component: plasma membrane. The record is from RefSeq and is a predicted model, not a curated record. Gene Ontology annotation, molecular function: G protein-coupled peptide receptor activity; peptide hormone binding. The transcript has 11 exons. Gene Ontology annotation, biological process: adenylate cyclase-modulating G protein-coupled receptor signaling pathway; cell surface receptor signaling pathway. NCBI's taxonomy places the organism in Eukaryota, Metazoa, Echinodermata, Crinoidea, Comatulida, Comatulidae.